Carassius carassius (crucian carp) is the source of this 1698-nucleotide messenger RNA. RefSeq names its product ADP-ribosylation factor-like 4ab (gene arl4ab). Bases 233 to 838 code for a protein of 201 amino acids. Gene Ontology annotation, biological process: intracellular protein transport; vesicle-mediated transport. The transcript has 2 exons. Gene Ontology annotation, molecular function: GTPase activity; GTP binding. The record is from RefSeq and is a predicted model, not a curated record. NCBI's taxonomy places the organism in Eukaryota, Metazoa, Chordata, Actinopteri, Cypriniformes, Cyprinidae. Gene Ontology annotation, cellular component: cytoplasm.
CUGUCGGCUCAGCUGAUCUGAAUGGCAACAAUAUUUUGGAAAUAGUCGUAAACAUUUUCAUCUAACGAGUAACGCAAGGAUCGCACUAAAUAAGGUUAUAGCAGCAGCAGCUUCUCAGGGGAAAGAGAGAAGCCUUGUGAAUAUUUGGUGAAGCAUCAGCAGUAGCAGCAGCGACACCUGGUCUCCUGAGUCUCUGCGUUCACUUUCAUCCUCAUCACAGUGGCGGAACAAGAUGGGGAAUGGAUUAUCAGAGCCCCAUGCCCUCUUUCCCUGCCUGCCGUCCUUUCAGGCCCUGCACAUUGUUAUUCUCGGCUUGGACUGUGCCGGUAAGACUACCGUAUUGUACCGGCUACGCUUUAAUGAGUUUGUUAACACGGUUCCCACCAAAGGCUUCAACACAGAGAAGAUCAAGGUGACUCUUGGUGGGAAAAGCCGGACUGCAACCUUUCAUUUCUGGGAUGUAGGAGGUCAGGAAAAGCUCCGGCCUCUGUGGCGCUCCUAUACGCGGUGUGCCGACGGCCUCGUGUUUGUAGUGGACUCUGUAGAUGCAGAACGCAUGGAGGAGGCCAAGACGGAGUUGCAUAAGAUCACACGGCUACAGGAGAACCAGGGGGUGCCUGUGUUGGUGGUAGCUAACAAGCAGGACCUGCGCAGCGCGUUGCCACUAGGUGAAGUCGAACAGAUGUUGGCACUUAACGAACUCGGCUCCCAUACUCCUUGGCACCUCCAACCGGCCUGUGCCAUCAUCGGAGAAGGUCUACAAGAAGGCCUGGAACGUCUCCACUCCAUGAUCAUCAAGCGGAGAAAGAUGAUGAGGCAGCAGAAGAGAAAAAGAUGACUGUUUGGUGAUGAGAUGUGAGCUGGAUGUGGUUGUAGGCCUCUAUGGUGGCUCUGCUGGUGACGUUCCCUGGGCCGUUGUGGCCCUGCGCUCCUGGAAUUAUUGUUUCGGCGGGCUGAGUUUUAUCAGUCAAAUGGUUCUGGAUAACUACAGUUCAGAGACCGCAAUAGAACUAUAUUGAUUUAUCACUUUAGUUGUUGGAUUGUAGCAGCAGUGGGACGAUCACAUGGAACUUUUACAUCAGUACAAGUGUUACAAAAUGUCAACAGGUCUUGUGGUACACUGAGUUCUCAUGAAGGACAACACUGGACAUGAACUUGUAAAUGAUGAAGACCUAUCCCUAAAGUCUUUGUCCUUGUGUCUGAAGUGUUAUACGUGUCCUAGCAUCCUAGCGUUCAUGUAAAGUCUUGAAAAGGAAGGAUUGAGAACCAAAGCUGCCAUAGUCAUCAUGAAAAAUCCAAUGUAUACAUCAGGUGAUGUGUUUCCCCCAUUGGUUUUAUCCAGAAUGGUCAACCAUCAUUUUCCCAGGGGUUUGUUGUCCCGGUGGACAGGGGAACCAGAAUAAGCUUUAUGGAUCACUUGUUUGGGAAUGCACAAAUGUUGAAAUCAGAUUGGAGAAGGAUCGUCCACUAAAGUAGUUCAACAAGUGUAUGUGUUAACUAUCAAGAGGUUUUCUCAACAUGUCAAUGCAGUAGCUUCUCCCAAGUUUGAGGACUACUGGUGUCAUUUCUAGCUGAACCUACAUUGUGUGCUUCCCUGAACGACAAGAGAUGUUUAAAUGCACUUUAGCAAUUCCCUUUUCUAAACUAUGAACUUGCAUUUGAUUUUUUUUAAGUUUAUCAUGCUACAAAAAGAAUCAA